CAAUUGACUUGAAAAAUUAAAACGAUUCAAAUCUCUUACAAACAACGCGAAAUUUACAAUUUCUCUUUAUUUUCAACGCUAUUUCAAAUUACUAUUGCUACGAUUUUUUAUCUGAUAUUACUAGUGUUUAUUUGUAAUCAACGAAAAUGCCAUCAAAAACAUCGAAAGCCCCAGCUAUUGGUAUCGAUUUAGGUACCACAUAUUCUUGUGUUGGUGUAUUUCAGAAUGGUUCCGUCGAAAUCAUCGCCAAUGAUCAAGGCAACCGAACAACACCCAGCUAUGUUGCCUUCACCGAUACCGAACGUUUAAUUGGUGAUGCUGCUAAGAAUCAAGUUGCCAUGAAUCCAGCCAAUACCAUCUUCGAUGCUAAACGUUUGAUUGGUCGACGAUUUGAUGAACCAUCAGUCAAAUCGGAUAUGAAACAUUGGCCAUUCAAAGUUGUCAGCGAAUCUGGAAAGCCGAAGAUUGAAGUCGAAUUUAAAGGUGAACGAAAACGAUUUUGGCCUGAAGAAGUUUCUGCUAUGGUAUUGACCAAGAUGAAGGAAACGGCUGAAGCAUAUCUUGGCCAGAAAGUUACUGAUGCUGUAAUCACUGUACCGGCUUACUUCAACGAUUCUCAACGACAAGCGACCAAAGAUGCUGGAGUGAUUGCCGGAUUGAAUGUAUUGCGAAUCAUCAACGAACCGACUGCAGCAGCUAUUGCAUAUGGACUCGAUAAAAAAGGUGGUGGCGAAAAGAAUGUUCUUAUAUUCGAUCUUGGUGGUGGAACAUUCGAUGUCUCGGUAUUGACCAUCGACAACGGUAUAUUCGAAGUUAAAUCAACUGCAGGUGAUACUCAUCUUGGUGGUGAAGACUUUGAUAAUCGUUUGGUAAACCAUUUUGUUCAAGAAUUCAAACGAAAAUUCGGCAAAGACAUCAUGUCGAACAAACGAGCAUUGCGACGUCUACGAACAGCUUGUGAACGUGCUAAACGAACAUUGUCAUCAUCAACUCAAACAACGAUCGAAAUCGAUUCAUUGCAUGAAGGAACCGAUUUCUAUUCUACGAUCACUCGAGCACGAUUUGAAGAACUUUGUUCAGACUUGUUCCGAUCAACAUUAGAACCGGUCGAAAAAGCUCUUCGAGAUGCCAAAUUGGAUAAAUCUAAAAUCGAUGAAAUUGUAUUGGUCGGUGGUUCAACUCGAAUUCCAAAGAUCCAGAAAUUAUUGUCCGAUUUCUUCAACGGUAAAGAACUCAACAAAUCCAUCAAUCCAGAUGAAGCUGUCGCUUAUGGCGCUGCUGUUCAAGCCGCUAUAUUGACAGGCGAUACUUCUAAUAAUGUUAAAGAUUUGCUAUUGCUUGACGUCGCACCAUUAUCAUUGGGUAUCGAAACUGCUGGUGGAGUAAUGACCACUUUGAUCAAACGAAACACUACCAUACCGACUAAACAAACGCAAACAUUCACCACCUAUGCCGACAAUCAGCCUGCUGUCACUAUUCAAGUUUAUGAAGGUGAACGAGCAAUGACCAAAGAUAACAACCGCCUUGGCACGUUCGAUCUGACUGGAAUUCCACCUGCACCAAGAGGUGUUCCACAAAUUGAAGUCACCUUUGAUGUAGAUGCAAACGGUAUAUUGAAUGUAUCUGCAGUCGAUAAAAGCACUGGACGACAGAACAAAAUCACUAUCACCAAUGACAAAGGCCGCUUGUCGAAAGCCGACAUUGAAAAAAUGGUUAAUGAAGCGGAACAGUAUCGUGAAGAAGAUGAACGACAACGUGAACGAAUUUCAGCCAAAAACCAAUUGGAAGCUUAUGCAUUCCAAUUGAAAUCGACGAUGGAAGAAGAAGCUAUCAAAUCGAAGCUUUCGGAAGAAGACAGAAAAACGGUUUUGAACAAAGUGGAAGAAACAUUACGAUGGCUGGAUUCGAACCAAUUGGCCGAUAAAGAAGAAUACGAACAUCGACAAAAAGAAUUGGAAAGUGCUUGUCGCCCGAUCAUGACGAAAAUCUACCAACAACAACAACAGCAACAUCCUGGCGCUCCUGGUGCUAAUGGAUCUUGUGGUAGUAACGCAUAUCCCGGCUACGGUGGAUUCAACUCGAACAACGAUGGACCAGUAGUCGAAGAAGUUAACUAAUCUAAUCAAUCAAUAAUAGAUGUAAAGUAAUUGGCAUGAUCUCGACACAUAGUUCAUUAAUAUAUCAUAACAUCAUAAUAAUGUAUUAGUCAUAAUUUUAUUGUAUAA
This is a messenger RNA of Dermatophagoides pteronyssinus (European house dust mite), 2225 nucleotides long. RefSeq names its product heat shock 70 kDa protein 1. Gene Ontology annotation, molecular function: ATP-dependent protein folding chaperone; ATP binding. NCBI's taxonomy places the organism in Eukaryota, Metazoa, Arthropoda, Arachnida, Sarcoptiformes, Pyroglyphidae. The record is from RefSeq and is a predicted model, not a curated record.